Molecule: messenger RNA, 3546 nt
Organism: Sus scrofa (pig)
Lineage: Eukaryota; Metazoa; Chordata; Mammalia; Artiodactyla; Suidae
Source: RefSeq, a predicted model, not a curated record
GAUAGUCUAGGAUUUCAAUAUAAAGUGUGUGUGUGUGUGUGUGUGUGUGUGUGUGUGUGUGUGUGUGUGUGUGUGUGAGAAUGGUGGUGGGAGGAAUUGCCUGCUUGCAUUUGGUGGCUUUAAAUAUGAGGACUCAUUUCUCUUUAGUUCUAGCAAACUCAUUUAUUAACCCUGAAUAUUGUCUCUGCCAUUCUAUUUUUUUCCCUCCUGACAUUCCUUCUGGAUAUAUAUCGAAACUUCUUUUUUAUUUUCUCCUUAUCUUUCUCUGUGCUUUCUCAUCACUUUAUCUGCCCUGUGUUCUGGCAGAUUUUUUUUCUGUUCUUUCUUCCUGUUCCACGAUUUUUUUCCUCCUCAGUUGUGUCUAGUCUACUAUUUAAAUCUAUCGCUUGAACCUCUUUUAUUUCUAAUACUAUAUCCAUUUCUUGGAUUUGUCCUCUGUUCUUUUUCACAGUCACUUGUUUGCUUUGUGUAUGUUAUUUAUUUAUUGAGCUCUUUGAACGUAUAAAACAUUUUAAUGUGCCAUUCAUAUUGCUCUAUUAUCUCUAAUUCCUCAAUUUUCAGGCUUAUAGACUGCUUACUUAGAUGUUUCAUAAUUCUUUUUUUUUCUUUUUGUCUUUUUAGGGCCACACCCAUUGCAGAUGGAGGUUCCCAAGCUAGGGGUCCAAUCCGAGCUGUAGCCACUGGCGUACGCCAGAGCCACAGCAAUGUGGGAUCCAAGCUGAGUCUGUGACCUCCACCACAGCUCACAGCAACACUGGAUCCUUAACCAACUGACUGAGGCCAGGGAUCGAACCUGCAUCCUCUUGGAUGCUAGUUGGAUUUGUUAACCACUGAGUGCUGAGCCACAAUGGGAACUCCAAGUUCUUCUUUUUUUUUUUUUUUUUUUUUUUUUUUGUCUUUUGUCUUUUAGGGCCGCACCUGCGGCAUAUGGAGGGUCCGAGCUGCAGCUGCUGGCCUACGCCACAGCCACAGCAACGUGGGAGAUGUUUCGUAAUUCUUAUCUUUGAGUUUUGAUUUUCUGGGGGCUUUUUUUUUAAGGAUCAUGGGUGUGACCUAGGAAGUGGAGGUAUCUCUGCUAAGUGAUGUUGUGGACUAGCUGCCUGGGCCCUGAAAGUUUCAUCAGCUCCUAACUAGUUUUUAUGUUAACAUCUUAGUUUGAAAUUUCUGUAUCACAAAGGUAGAUUGAAUUCGAGCCACCUAUGCAUAUUUUUUGUACCAGCUUGGGGUGCUUGCCUGUCUCCAUUGCCUUUUCCAUUCUUCUGUAGAGGUUUCUGAGAUUUAAGCUUCACUAGGUCUCUGGAGAUUGAGGAGACUAUGCCCUUACCCUGUUAGCCUCAAAUUUACCCACAAUCUAGCAUAGUUCCUGCUUUUAGAGCAGAUAUCUCAUUCAAGUCACCCCCUUGGGCUUGGGCAGUUUUAGCUUCUGCUCAUAGAUAUGAAUUUCCUGUCUGGUACCUGGAAAUUUGUCUUCUUUGAAAACUCUGCUUUGCAUUUUUUUAAAAAAAAAUGUAUUUAUUAAGUGCUUUUUAACUGAUAUUUCUUGGAGAUUGGAGUAGAAGAGAGAGAUUCCAGUGUGGCUUCUAUCUACCAUGGUGACUUAGAAGUCUUGUUGAGAUCUCUUGAUUUUCUUUUUCCAUUUCUCUCUCACCCCCAUUUAGAGUUUGGAGUCAGGGCUGGUUUAUUUUCGGAGGAACUGGUACCCCUAUAGGUUGGUUCACUUUUGGCUCUGCAAAGACAACUGCUUCAGGUUUGGAUCCAGCAUCUACUGCUGUUGCCACUACUAGGUCAAGCACCAUGCUGUUUACCUCAUUUUCAAAUGCUUCAUCCUCCACUGCUGCUACUGGGAUCUCAUUUGGUUCCCCGACAACUUCGACUGGAACACUUGGUGGUACAACUUUGGGAUUUGGAUUAAAAUUCCCUGGAGCCGGUGGAGCAAUGCCUGUUGCAUCUACUACAACAUCAACUACCACUACCACCACUGUCACCACCACUACCACCACUACCAUCACCAGUGGAUUUACCUUGAACAUAAAACCACUGACAUCAACUGGGAUUGAUAACACUGUUCCAGUCGGCAUUACUUCUAUACCUUUUACUUCGACUGUUAAUGCAAUCAUAACUCCUGUGAUGACAUAUGGUCAGCUGGAUGGUCUGGUAAACAAAUGGAGCCUUGAGUUAGAGGAUCAAGAGAAACACUUUCUUCACCAGGCCACCCAGGUCAAUGUUUGGGACAAUACUUUGAUUGAGAAUGGUGAGAAGAUUACUGCUUUGCAUGGAGAAGUAGAAAAAGUGAAACUGGAUCAGAAAAGGCUGGAAAAAGAAUUGGAUUUUAUCCUGUCACAGCAGAAGGAAUUGGAAGAUCUCUUGAUCCCUUUGGAGGAGUCUGUUAAGGACCAGAAUGGGUCUGUGUAUCUGCAGCACACAGAUGAGCGUGAGAGCACUUACAAGUUAGCCGAAAAUAUAGAUGCUCAGCUGAAACGAAUGGCACAAGAUCUCAAGGACAUUAUUGAGCACCUGAAUACCUUUGGAAGUCCUGCUGACACUACUGAGCCGCUCCAGCAGAUCUGCAAAAUUCUGAAUGCUCAUAUGGAUUCUCUGCAAUGGAUUAAUCAGACAUCAGGCAUGCUGCAAAGGAAGGUAGAAGAGGUAACACAGGUUUUCGAGCAUCGUCGUCGCCAGGAGCAAGACCGCAAUAUCAGGAUUGCUUUUGAUUGAAUGAUCCUGUCUUCAACAUGCUGUUUUUGGAUUAUACAUGACCUAUAAAUGUUAAUGGUGUUCAUCAGACUAGUAUUUACAGUUACAGUUCAAUCUUUGGUGGCAAUAAAGUGUAUGUUCAUUUUUUUCCCAUUUAAGUAUUGUGCUGUUGAGAAUGAUACUGUAGUUUGGCUUUUAGUAAUAGCAAAGCAAAGCUAUAUCGGCCCUUCUCUCUAGGCAGCAACCUAUUUGAUGUUGACUCUGUGCGUAAUUCGCGUCCUACUCUUCUAGGUUCCAUAUCUUACCGCCAGCACACAUGGUCCUCACUCCAACUGGAUCAUAGAGAAAUGUUUGCCAAAAAAGUAGAUGCCAACCAGUCUUUACUGGAUGCCUAUUAACAUUCAAUGUAUAGUGCUAGAUACUGUAAAGUCUCCUCAAAGGAACUGUCUACUUUGAUAUGUAAUUAAUGCCUUUCUGUAUAAAAACAAUAUAGACAAUGCAAGAAGUGUGUUAUGAAUUACAGAAAGUAUGUUAUAGAAAUUCAGAGACGGGAGGAAAAGCUAGGGAGGAUUUAGGAUUAAUUCAAGGUUAUUUUUAAAAGGGAAUCCAGGCAGUUCAUUUGUUUUUGAUGUACAGAUAAUCUGAUGUUUUACUUGGUUUUAGUGUAUGAUUUAUGGUUGUGGAUUUUGUGUAUUUGUUUGUUUAUUCGCUUCUUAAGAAAAAGCCUUGUUCUUAGCUUGGGAACAACUUGAUCUCUUGUGUUUCAUGCUUUACUGAAGUCAUAAAUAAAGGCGAUGCCCUGAAAAAUGAAAGUAUAACACUAAAAUAAACUCCUUAAAAGUUGUUGAGUGA